Messenger RNA from Amblyraja radiata (thorny skate), 5551 nucleotides. RefSeq names its product paxillin. The transcript has 16 exons. Bases 250 to 3990 code for a protein of 1246 amino acids. Gene Ontology annotation, biological process: transforming growth factor beta receptor signaling pathway; endothelial cell migration; substrate adhesion-dependent cell spreading. Lineage: Eukaryota; Metazoa; Chordata; Chondrichthyes; Rajiformes; Rajidae. The record is from RefSeq and is a predicted model, not a curated record.
GGAGAACAUAUUGCGAGCUGCCCUCUCUCCCCGCCUAAUCCAUCCCCCCCAGCCGGGAGGGGGCGGUUAUUGGCGCGUGCGCUCCCCGCCCCGGCCGUGCCCGCGCGUGGCUGCAAGUCCCCCCUCAAUCACCACCCCCCCCACCAGCACGAGCUCCGGGCCGCCUCACUCGGCCGCUGGCUGUCGGAGUGUCCUCGCCGGUCUCACCAGCUCGUCGGCUGCUGGGGCUCUGCCACUCGCAGCCGGAACAUGGACGACUUGGAUGCUCUGCUAGCUGACCUAGAAUCAACAACUUCACAGAUUUCAAAAAGACCCAUUUUUAUCCCAGAGGAAACCCCGUACUCCUAUCCAACAGGAAGCCAUGUUAGCCAGGAAGUAUCCAUUCCCCCACCAGUGCCACCACCUCCCUCAGCUGAUGCUUUGAAUGGGGUAAUCAUCGACUCAGUUGAACAAAGGCAACCCUCUGUUUCACGAUAUCAGCACCAGAAGGGUCACCAAGAGGAGAUCUCGCCUUCAGUUGGAAUCACCAGCUCUCCCCAGCCACAGCAGCAGACUUACUCCACAAAUGUGAAAAGUUCCUUCUCUCAAGAUUCCAUCAGUCCUCCUGCUCCACGUUCUUCUGAGGAAGACCAUGUUUACAGCUUCCCCAAUAAAACAAAGUCCUCAGAACCUUCACCGAUCGUCAUGACGGCCUCACUCGGCAGUAAUCUCUCUGAAUUGGAUCGUCUCUUGUUGGAACUGAAUGAGGUGCAACACAAUCCAUCUAGCAGCUUUGCAACAGAUGAGUCCAACCGCAGCCCCCAUUCUGCUCCUGGCAGUGGCUCCCAGUACACAGGUCAAGAAAAUGGAACUCAGAUGGGGAAAAAAGUGCCUCCCCCAACGAAAGAAAAACCGAAAAGAAAUGGAGGCCGAGGAAUUGACGAUGUACGGCCAAGUGUGGAAAGCUUAUUAGAUGAACUGGAGAGCUCAGUUCCCAGUCCAAGUCCUGCAUCUGCUGCGUCUCCAGUGUGUGGGCUUACCUCUCAGCGCAGUACUCCAAACCAACAACAGGCGCGCAUAUCUGCAUCCUCAGCAACUCGUGAACUUGAUGAAUUAAUGGAAUCACUCUCUGAGUUCAAGGUUCACGGCAAUGCUGGUACUAUAAGUCCUAUAAGUUUUGAAUCAGAUGAAAAGCAGAAAACAUCUACUCCAAAUACUCUGCUAGUGUCUGUUUUUACCCAAUCUCCCAUAUCUCCACCAACAUCUCAGAUGCUCUUAUCUGUGCCUUACAAUUCCCAGAUUAUUCCUAAAGGUACAGGCUUGCCCUCUCCACUACCAAGAACCCCCAGUCCUCUGGAACUGCUGCACAUUGACGAAGAGCCUGGUACAGCACAACCAUAUCUAUCUGCAUUAUCUAACCUUGCAAAUUCAUCACUUCACCAUCCAGUGGUGCAUCCAUCUGUCAAUGUAAAUUCAAAACUAGACACCAAUGUUCCUCUGGCAGGAAUGUCACCCUAUUUUAAAUCUCCAGAGCCAUAUUUCACCAUGCACAGGGACGUGCAGAAAACUGGAAAUAAAAAAGAAUCUAUUGACAGUGAAAUGCUGUCAAAUGCUUUAAAUACCGCAAAAAAAGAUUCUAAAUCCACACUGACCUCAAGUCGUGAAUUGGAGGAUGUUGAUAAAUCCCUGAUUACAGACUUUUCUGGGAUCAAUGAAGCCUUAGAUAAGCUGCUGUCCUUUUACCCUGAGGCUGAGCUAGUUGAGCACCUGGACACCAAGCAACAUGUCCUUGAAUCGAAAGUGGCAUCUGUGGAGAAACCAUCAGUGUGUUUUCCUACGACAGAGCUUUCCUCCUUGCAAUUGGAAACAAAUGAGAAACAGAAUAUUAAACAAGCAGCCAAGCCUCGGGGAGAAAAUUCAACAGAAUUAUCUAGUCCGAAGAAGAUGCAUGAAAAAGCAGCGCAACUAACAACACAGCAGCAGCAAGAACAAGGCAGGGAAAUGGCAGUGGAACAAAAUAAAGUGAACAGUUGUUACAAGUAUCAUCAAACAAACGAGAAAGCAGAAGAAGAGAAGUUUGAUCUGCCUCCAGUUCAAAUACUCACAGUGGAACGGAUUUCUGCCUCUCGUCAGAUGAAAUCUCUUAUUAAGAGGACAAAGCAUUCUAUGAACGUGCACCCGAUGUACCGUGAGGACCUACCACGCCGAACGUUUGGACCUGUCAUAUUUAACAAAAACGUGUCACAAGAUAGACUUAUUGAAGAGCUGCACAGCAAGCUAGGAAUUGAGAAGAAGGAGCCAAAGAAUAAAAAAGUAGAUGACUGGCUGACAGAGGGGUUGAUCAUCACCUCAAUGCCUGUCAGGAAACAUCAGGAAGGAGGUCAUAUUGUUGAGAAGAUAAUAAUCACUCCAGAACCUCCUUCUUCAAAGGGUUCUACUCCAUCACCCUGUCCUCCUUCACCCUCUCCCCCUAUAAAACAGUGCCAUGAACAAAAAAAAAAUGGACUGAUAGAAGUCACGCUCACACCACCUCCACCUGAGCGUUUCCCACCCUCACUUGCUGUACCUUCUCCACCUCCCCUUCCUGUGCCUUUCCCACCUCCUCUCCCCGGACCUUCCCCAGCCCCUCUCUCUAAGCCUUCUCUGCCGCCUCUCCCUGAGCCUUCCCUCCCUCCUCCCUCUCUACCUUCCCCACCACCUCUACUUCUGCCCUCCUCAUCAACUGCUUCCUCCCCAUUAUCUUCCAUUCGCCUAGGAUCUCAUUCUGCACCUCGGUGGAAUAUUUCAUCUGAUAAAAAUGAAAAACUGCCCGUCCUUCCAACAGCAGUUCUUGCCCCUGUGACCCCAUUAGAAUACACUUCGCUCCGAGAACACCAUCCACGUUCCUCCUCUCUACCUGUCGUACCUCUGCCAUCUCUAUCUGCAUCUCCCAGAGUCAUGAUGUCAAUAGCUUGUCAAACCGAUGGUGAAGUCUGUGAUGAAGGCACUCAACUUGUUCGAUCACAGCCAAUCAGCCCAGGUCGUGCUACCAAACUGCUGGGUUCCUCAUUGCAUAAAGGCGAUCAUCUGGGACUGGUAGAUCCAUUUGCCCUUCCCCCACUGCCGUGCCCACUCCCUCCUUCAUUUUAUGGACAACAACAAAAACUAAAAGCAAAUAUGAUGACCCAGUCAGGGUCCAAAGGAAAGCAAGGAGGGCCUUCCACUGUAGCAGGUCCACAAAAAGCCGGAAGCCAACUGGAUAAUAUGUUGGAUGAAUUGCACGUUGGGCUGAAUAAAUUGGGAGUUGCGACUGUAGCAAAAGGAGUAUGUGCUGCUUGCAAGAAACCUAUAGCCGGACAGGUUGUUACUGCCAUGGGUCGUACCUGGCACCCCGAGCACUUUGUGUGUACCCAUUGUCAAGAAGAGAUUGGCUCUCGGAAUUUCUUUGAGCGAGAUGGACAGCCAUACUGUGAGAAGGACUAUCACAAUCUAUUCUCACCCCGUUGUUACUAUUGUAAUGGACCCAUUUUGGAUAAAGUGGUGACUGCACUGGAUCGAACAUGGCAUCCGGAACACUUCUUCUGUGCUCAGUGUGGUGCUUUCUUUGGGCCAGAUGGAUUCCAUGAAAAAGACGGGAAAGCCUACUGUCGCAAAGAUUACUUUGACAUGUUCGCUCCAAAGUGCGGUGGCUGUGCGCGAGCGAUUCUAGAAAACUAUAUCUCAGCCCUCAAUUCACUGUGGCACCCAGAGUGCUUUGUGUGCCGGGAAUGUUUCACCCCAUUCAUAAAUGGCAGCUUUUUUGAACAUGAGGGUCAGCCGUAUUGCGAGAUGCAUUAUCAUGAGCGUCGCAACUCACUGUGCUCUGGAUGUCAGAAGCCUAUCACAGGCCGCUGUAUCACUGCUAUGGGAAAGAAGUUCCACCCAGAGCAUUUUGUCUGUGCCUUCUGCUUGAAACAGCUCAACAAGGGCACCUUCAAAGAGCAGAAUGACAAGCCCUAUUGUCACAACUGCUUUAUCAAGCUCUUCUGUUAGAUUCAUCCCACCAGCCACCCCUCCAGUUCAAUCAUUCCUCUACUUCCACAAAUUCACAUUCAGGCACAUGAUCCCAAUGGAACAGAAAUUAUCCAGUUUUUAGGGGUAAUACAGAUCUUGGACUUAAAUAACAAACAAUUUAUUUGUGUAUCUCCUCUUACUUACAGUCACUGCGAAAAGAGAAAUUCCUCUAGAUGAGGUGUUGAAAGUGCCAUAUUUUCCUCAAUCCCAACCCCACAACCUCCAGGUGAUUAACUUCAUGCUAAUAGCCAUCUGUGGCAGGCUGGUUGAGGAGCUGUCAGAUUCAAUGACUUGAACCCAAAUCAGCAGUGAAAAAUUACCAGUGGUUUCUAUCCAGCUCAGUUCUUGUUUCAUUAUAUAUUUUUUUAAACUGCAAAGACCAUUUUAAUAUUGCAACCUCACAGACACCAACCCCAAGAGUACAUAUAUAUUGAGGCUUUUUCCUUGUCGAAGAGGUAAACAAAACAAUGAAUAUAUAAUUGCAGUUAAACAAUUCCCUGAAUGGCUUGGUAAAACUAACUUGGUAAAACUACAACAGAACAAUCCUCUAAAGGAACACAGUCGAACUGACAAUAAAUCUACAGAGAACUAUAUGAAACAUAGAUGAUGUUGCUGGAAAGCAAAAGUAUUUUUUAUGAGAAAUGUCUCUGUUGCACACCAGUGUCUCCUUGAUGUUAGUAAAGCCUUUGACUAACUGAAGCAAUAAUAUUUCUUAGCAAUGGUCACAAUCGCACUUCCUGUUUGGUACACAGGGAAGUUUCCUUUGGUAGAUUUGAUAGAACUUUUACAUAUCUGUAACCUUUUUAUCCUCUACUUUCAGUUACCUGAAGAGUUCAUAAUUCUGAGCUUUCAUGUCAGAAUUAUGUGAUUUUAAAAUCAUGACAACCACUUUUUGUAAGCCACACAUCACAUGUAGGUGAUGCAAGUAAUUUUUGUGCUUUCUUACAAAAUUAAUGACUAAUUCUUACAUGGAAAUUUAAAGGACUGUUAGAUGGGACACUGCCUGUUCACUUUUAUAGCACAAGAACGGUUUUAAUCUUUGGAGCACGUCCUAACCUAAUGUCUGUGAACAGAACAUUUUUAAUUGUGAGCCUGCUGUAUUUUUAUCAACUCUCUUGCCUAAUUUGCCAAUAAUUUAUCUUUAUAUGAUAUGUCUUAAUUCCUGCUGUUGAGCUUUUGGGUCUUCCCACAUAAUGUGUUGCCAUAUUUUGUCUGUCAUCCUAAGAGUAAUUCAGUUUUUAGAAAAAACAGUGGUAACAGCUGAGGUCAGAAGCUUUUUAGUGCCAUUUUAACUGGUCACAUUCUGAUAAAUUGAAGCCUCACUAGUGUUUACAAUGCAUUGAAUCCAGUCAGCCAUUAAACCAAAGGGAAUUCCUCAAGAAUGAGAUAAAUUGUUUUAAGGAAAUAGUCCUGAUUCUUUCCUCUGAUCAAUAAUAAUCACUUGUGUUUGACUACAUCUUUGUACAUCUUUUAAUCAUGGCUUAUACAAUCUCAUAUAUAAUCUCAUGGGUUUUUGCCAAUAAAAGUGCUUUUCAUUUUA